This is a messenger RNA of Penicillium chermesinum, 1467 nucleotides long. RefSeq names its product DUF5427 domain-containing protein MTC1. Lineage: Eukaryota; Fungi; Ascomycota; Eurotiomycetes; Eurotiales; Aspergillaceae. The record is from RefSeq and is a predicted model, not a curated record. The transcript is spliced from 3 exons. Bases 1 to 1467 code for a protein of 488 amino acids.
AUGGCUCCCAAGAGCGCGAAACCUACCAGCGACGAGCUUCUGGCUCAGUUCGACAACCUCGACGUCGAAGAGUCCUCCAAAGACUCCCAGUCUACCCCGGCUGCCCCCGAAGCCAAGGCCGAGCAUGAGGACAUCCUAGCUGAGAUGGAAAACCUAACUGCACAGCGUCCCAGCAGCGGCGCUGGCACUCCCCGUCUCUCAGCAGAUAGAUCACGAUCAUCUGCGCGGUCACCACGGCCCAGUGCAACCAGUGAACGACACGAAGAGAAAACAAGUACCCGCCCUUCGGAAGAUGCAGGUCGAUCGUCUCGCGCAGCCAAACAAGAACAACCAAAGCAAGAAGCAGAGACCGCUACCCAAGGGGUGGAUGCCACAGCGACCGCUGGUGCUGCUUUGAAACAGGCUGAGGCUGCAGUCAAGGAGAUCCAGAACAAUGAAGAAGCCCAACGCUGGGCUGAGCAGGUCAAGAGCAAUGUAGGAGCUCUACAGGCAUACGGUGGUGAGCUUCGCAACAUCGCGAUGCCUACAUUCACGAACAUCUUGCACACCCUUGCACCCCCUAUCUCAUCUCACGAACGCCUCCAAAUCCACGUCACUCACGAUCUGUCCGGAUACCCCGGCGUCGACCCACUCGUAUACGCUGUGUUUUCGCGAGUCAUGGCCCAAGUGGAAGGCGGCGACCUGCUCGUGAUCCAACGCGGCCAGGAAUCAGCACCCAAGCGCGGCCUCGAUAUAGGCGGUUACAUCUCCACUGCAGGAUGGAAUGAUGGGCCCUGGUGGCGCACCGUGACCCCCGGCCAGCCGCGCAGUGUGAACGCCGUGCCCGGCGCGGUUGAAGCAUCCAAGCUCGCGCGAGCUAGCGCCGAGUCCUACGCUACAGAAUACUUUGCGUCGCGCGGUGGUAUCGAGGCGGCUGCUAAGCAGGCUACAGAGGUGUUGAGCGAGUCGAAUCCUGUUCGCAGCAGCGACAUCUUCCUCGCUAUCCAGGCGAUUAGCCAGACCGUCUCAAAGGAUCUGUUCCAGGCUGGUGCUUCGAGUGAGAAGGAGCCUGCAUCGAAAGUUGAGUCUGAGGAGGCAGAGGAGGAGAUCUCUUUCGCUAUCUACCUACAUGACCCUGUGCACGGCAUUGCGUUCAACACUAUUUCGCAGAGCGUGCCGCAGAAGUGGAUUGAGUGGCUUGAUGCUUCUGCCCCAGUUGUUGAUCCCGAGUCUGAAGAUGCGCAGGCUCCCCGGGCGGUGACGCCUGAAGCCAUUGUUGAGAUUGUGGAGAGCGGCGGUGUCGACCCCCGUGAGUGGGUUGCAGAGUGGAUCGAGGAGACGCUCUCCUUGGCCUCUGGCAUCGUUGCGCAGCGGUACGUGGCUCGCCGUAUGGGCGUUGGCGAGAGUGGACUCGGUAAGGGCAAGAUGCGUGCUGAGCAGGCCAACACCAUCGAGAGCGGAGCUGGCGAAGCUGCCCGUGCUCUCUAG